AGAAACUGCAACCGUUCCAUUGUGAGAGUAAUCGUAUUAGCAUUAUUAGGGGCGCGAUUUACUCUUAUAAAAUUGCUAUAAUGACCGAAGUGAAGAAAGACGAUGUUGUAAAAAUUCUUCAUACCUAUCCACUUUGUAGAAAAUGUGAUAUGUCUGAUGAGAUGAAACAAGAGGCAAUGGAAUUAUGUGUAACUGCAGCAGAAAAGUAUGCAGACAACUAUGAAAGCGUAUCUCGAAUGAUUAAGGAAACAAUGGAUAAAAAGUUUGGUGCAUCAUGGCAUACCGUUGUUGGAGAAGGCUAUGGCUUUGAGAUUACUUAUCAAUUGAAACACCUUCUGUACAUGUACUGUGCUGGCAACUUAGCAAUAUGCAUAUGGAAAUCUGCGUAGUGCAGCUUUGACUAUUGAAAUGGAUUGGAUGUAACAGAUUGUAUGUGUAAAAUUAUUUUCUUGUGAAUGUAUGUCAAGUGAAUUUAUGGCAUUAUAAGUUGUAUAAUAUAUAAGAACAUAGAGGAUGAAUAUGUUUAAUAACUUGUACCUCUUGUAAGUGGGUCCAACCUGUAUUUAAGUUAAAUAUUUUAUGCUGUAAUAAUCAAAUAUAAUGUAAUUGUCAGCAAAAUGAAACAAUCAUCCACUUUAUAUGUAUAUUAUAUAGAAUAU
Harpegnathos saltator (Jerdon's jumping ant) is the source of this 659-nucleotide messenger RNA. RefSeq names its product dynein light chain 4, axonemal. Gene Ontology annotation, cellular component: dynein complex. Gene Ontology annotation, biological process: microtubule-based process. The coding region runs from base 81 to 389 and encodes 102 amino acids. The transcript is spliced from 2 exons. Lineage: Eukaryota; Metazoa; Arthropoda; Insecta; Hymenoptera; Formicidae. The record is from RefSeq and is a predicted model, not a curated record.